This is a messenger RNA of Parnassius apollo (apollo), 1029 nucleotides long. The record is from the annotation of a GenBank genome assembly. NCBI's taxonomy places the organism in Eukaryota, Metazoa, Arthropoda, Insecta, Lepidoptera, Papilionidae.
AUGCUGGUGACCUAUUUGGAAGCCAGCCGGGACCUUUGCGAGACGGACUCCAUUCUUUUUGGCGCCGUACUGACAGUCUGCCGUAUUAUUGGCGCCAAAUUUCCCAUGGCUGGACGUGCUACUCAACAAAGUAGCGCCAUCCCAGCCUGCAGAAAAAGAAUCGAGGACCGGAUCGCAAAAGCAAGGGCCUUUAUCGGCAGACUGACAAGCUUCAGGUCGGGUAAUAAUAGACCGAGAGUAGUGCGCACCGUUAGAAUGGCGUUUGCUGGGACAAAUAUCAGUUUGUCCCAGCCGGAUAUCACGCAGAAACUAACGGAGCGCAUAGAUGAACUGAAGCAAAAAAUCGCUGCUUGGGAGAAGCGGAUUCGACGAUUUAGCGAGAGGUCAAGACGGUUCAACCAGAAUCGUCUCUUCCAGAGUGAUCAGAAGAGGCUCUAUAAAUCAUUGGAGCGACCAGAGGUGUGUGGAGCGGGCCCAGGACCGGAUCAGGCUGACACUGUCGCAUUUUGGCGUGGCCUGUGGUCAGAGCCCGUGAACCAUAGCGAGGGCCCUUUGAUGGAAGUUGUGGCGAGCCAGAGUGCGAGUAUUACGCCCAUGGACCCCGUCACCAUAACCCCUGAAGACGUGGCUGAGGCGACAACAAGUGCAUUACAUGAAGAGUCUAUUGUGCAAAUAGCUGCUCUGGCUGUACCAAGCACUAGUUCUGACGUUUAUGAAAGUAGUUCUGCACUUAAGGAAACAGAAGUAAAACGUACUGCCUGUAAUAUUGAAGACCAAACUAGUAAAAAACAAUGUCGAAAAAUUCUUGAAAAUGUAUGCAAUCUUAACAAGUUACCUGUCAGCAGUGAAGACGACGAUCCCGCGAAGAUAGAGAGGGGCGUGCAAGUGAAAAUAAAGUCUAGUGAAGAAGAAAUACUUGAGAAGAAAACUAAGAUUCUUAAGCAAAAAGUGGCGCGCCAAACUAAAACUUCUUUAAUUGCAACUAUUAAAAAGUAUACGGCUCAGAGCAGACCCGACUCUGAUGGGUAA